Messenger RNA from Nerophis lumbriciformis (worm pipefish), 1410 nucleotides. RefSeq lists its product as uncharacterized. NCBI's taxonomy places the organism in Eukaryota, Metazoa, Chordata, Actinopteri, Syngnathiformes, Syngnathidae. The record is from RefSeq and is a predicted model, not a curated record.
AUUUACGUGACAUGCACAUAGCGGCACGCACGUACGGGCAAGCGAUCAAAUGUUUGGAAGCGUACUCACGGCACCGUGUCUGCGUAUCCAACUCAAAGUCCUCCUGGUAAGAGUCUCUGUUGUCCCAGUUCUCCACAGGCCAAUGGUAAAGAUUGACUGUCAUCUUUCGCGAAUGUAAACAAUGAAACACCGGCCGUGUUUGUGUUGCUAAAGUCGGCCGCAAUACACCGCUUCCCUCAUACAGUUUUCUUCUUUGCUGUCUCCAUUGUUCAUUGAACAAAUUGCAAAAGAUUCACCAACACAGAUGUCCAGAAUACUGUGGAAUUUUGCGAUGAAACAGACGACUUAAUAGCUGGCCAUCAUGCUGUCUCAAAAUGUCCUCCACAAUCCGUGACAUCACGCGCUGAUGUCAUCAUACCGAGACGUUUUCAGCAGGAUAUGUCGCGCGAAAUUUAAAAUUGCACUUUAGUAAACUAACCCGGCCGUAUUGGCAUGUGUUGCAAUGUUAAGAUUUCAUCAUCGAUAUAUAAACUAUCAGACUGCGUGGUCGGUAGUAGUGGGUUUCAGUAGGCCUUUAAUAACCACACUGCAAUAUUAGGAGUAAGCAGGAGGAGUCUAUGCAGUGGUUUGGAUCUUCUGUGAAGGCUCAAUGGAAAGUCCAAGACAGGUGUGACACCUACACCAGGAGCUCACCUGCGCCCUGCCGAGGGGCACACCAGUCUGAGGAGAGACGUCUCUUGGCUGCAAGGUCUGACCGCCAGUCCAUUUCAGUUAUUUCCAGCAGCACAUAGUAUGUCUCUGAAAAGCAUCCCAGCAUUAGAGAUUUUCCUGGCCAUUCUGGGCAUCGGCCUCCUCAUCAUGUUCUGCACCACCUUCUGCCGGGCGUGCAGUCGCCUCAGGCAGGAGCAGAUCGAGAGGGAGGCGUGGCGUCGCAGCGAGCAGGACAAUCGCCCUCCUUCCAUAUAUUUCAUCCCCUUCCCCGGCAGACUGUCGCAGCAGGACGAGGAAGACCACCACAGGACGCCUCGGUACAGCCAGGAGAUCUUCACGCCUCCGCAGUACAACGCCGCCAACUACAGUGGACCUCCUCCCUCCUAUACUGAGCUGGGGUGCAAGCCUGACGACCUGCCGCCUGCGUACACGGAAUACAGCGUCAACCAAAUCACGGCGUCAGCUCACACGGACGCCGUCCAGCCUCCGACACAAGCAUAAAAGUCUGCCAAGUGGACACUGACUCUUGCACUGGACUAUCUGCAAUGUGAGUGAAAGCACGGAGAUAAGAAGAACGGACGCUGCUGAGUCGGCACCAGUCUGGAGGUAAUGUAACGACUUUGAAGCUAAUUGUAUAAACAUUUCAACUAAAGUAGCUGGUCUACUUUCAUAUGUUAAACUCCUAAUUUUUUAUGCAAA